AUUCAAUUGUUUAAAGCUAAAAUAUUACCAGUGAGGACAGGAAUAAUCUUUGCAUUGAAUAUUGGUUCGGCCAUUCUCGUAGGAAACUUGAGUUUAAUUCACAAUUCCAUCACUGUUUAUCAGCUGGCUAAAUUGAUGGUAAUUCCAUGUAUUCUUGCUAUUAAUUAUGUUUGGUUCCGUACUGUUGUAGAACCAAAGAUUUUGGCCUGUUUAAUGUUAAUUGUUUUAGGAAUGGCUUUAGUUAUUGGAGGAGAUUUCUAUUUAAACUUUUUCGGAUCGAUCAUUGCAUUGUUGGCAAUCAUUUUUGGAGCAUCAUCUCAGAUUGCCAUCAAUUACUUUUGUAAAGAAUAUGAACUCAAUGGUUUUGAAUUAUUAUUGAACCAUUCAUUGUAUUCAUCAAUUCUAGUUGGUUCUUUGGCAGUUCCAAUUGAUGGUGUUGAUUCAAUUUCAUAUAGCUUUAUGAGAUUCAUCCAAGAUCCAUCAUUUUUCAUUUCUGUAAUCAUUUCAUGCUUUGCUGCUUUUGUUGUGAAUAUUGCUGGUUACUUGGUAAUUGGUAAAUUAUCACCACUUACCUUCCAAGUUUUAGGACAUGCUAAAACUAUUUCUAUUCUUAUUGGAGGAUAUUUAUUCUUUGGAAAUGAUAAACCAAUGAAUGUUAAUCAUAUUGUUGGAAUAGCUGUUGCUGUAUUAGGAACUAUUGCUUACUCUUACUUUAAAUAUAAGGAGGAAAUGGAAAAA
Molecule: messenger RNA, 738 nt
Organism: Naegleria gruberi
Lineage: Eukaryota; Heterolobosea; Eutetramitea; Acrasida; Naegleriidae
Exons: 4
Cellular component (GO): Golgi apparatus
Molecular function (GO): nucleotide-sugar transmembrane transporter activity; antiporter activity
Source: RefSeq, a predicted model, not a curated record